This is a messenger RNA of Symphalangus syndactylus (siamang), 2338 nucleotides long. RefSeq names its product protein phosphatase with EF-hand domain 2 (gene PPEF2). The record is from RefSeq and is a predicted model, not a curated record. Gene Ontology annotation, biological process: negative regulation of MAPK cascade; detection of stimulus involved in sensory perception. Gene Ontology annotation, molecular function: manganese ion binding; calcium ion binding; iron ion binding. Lineage: Eukaryota; Metazoa; Chordata; Mammalia; Primates; Hylobatidae.
UUGCGCUUAAACUAUGGGAAGCGGCACCUCCACCCAACAUCAUUUUGCUUUCCAGAAUGCAGAGAGAGCCUUCAAGGCAGCAGCCCUGAUCCAGAGAUGGUACCGGCGCUACGUGGCCCGCCUGGAGAUGAGGCGGCGUUGCACCUGGAGCAUCUUCCAGUCUAUAGAAUAUGCUGGGCAGCAAGACCAAGUCAAGCUCCAUGACUUCUUCAGCUAUCUCAUGGAUCACUUCAUCCCCAGCAGCCACAACGACAGGGACUUCCUGACUCGCAUACUCACCGAGGACAGAUUCGCCCAGGACUCCCAGAUGGAGAAAUGCAGUGACUAUGAGUCCAUAGAGGUACCUGACAGUUACACGGGGCCACGCCUCUCCUUCCCGCUCCUGCCUGACCAUGCAACUGCCCUGGUAGAAGCCUUCAGACUGAAACAACAGCUCCAUGCUCGCUAUGUCUUGAACCUUUUGUAUGAAACUAAGAAACAUCUGGUACAGCUGCCAAACAUCAACCGGGUCUCAACCUGUUACAGCGAGGAGAUCACAGUGUGUGGAGACUUACAUGGCCAAUUGGAUGACUUAAUCUUUAUAUUUUAUAAGAAUGGCCUCCCGUCGCCAGAACGGUCAUAUGUGUUCAACGGUGACUUUGUGGAUCGAGGCAAGGAUUCAGUAGAGAUCCUGAUGAUUCUUUUUGCCUUCAUGCUGGUUUACCCCAAAGAGUUCCAUCUUAACAGAGGAAACCAUGAGGACCAUAUGGUGAACUUACGAUAUGGCUUCACCAAGGAAGUGAUGAAUAAAUACAAGAAACACGGGAAGGAAAUACUAAGAACCCUGCAAGAUGUUUUCUGUUGGCUUCCACUGGCCACUCUGAUAGAUGAGAAAGUUCUAAUUCUUCAUGGUGGGGUGUCAGACAUAACUGAUCUGGAGCUUUUGGACAAAAUAGAGAGGAGCAAGAUAGUUUCCACCAUGAGGUGCAAAACGAGACAGAAGAGUGAGAAGCAGAUGGAGGAGAAGAGAAAAGUCAACCAGAAGAGCUGUGCACAGGGACCCAUCCCGUGGUUUCUCCCCGAAAGCCGCUCUCUUCCCUCUUCGCCCCUUCGGCUUGGCUCCUCCAAGGCCCAGAAAACCAGCAGGUCCUCCAGCAUCCCCUGCAGCGGUUCCCUGGACGGGCGGGAGCUCUCCCGGCAGGUGCGGAGCUCCGUGGAACUGGAGCUGGAGCGGUGCCGGCAGCAAGCAGGCCUCCUGGUGACCCGAGAGAAAGAGGAGCCCUCCCGCUCAGCCUCAGAAGCAGACUCUGAAGCCGGAGAGCUGCGGAAGCCCACUCAGGAGGAGUGGAGGCAGGUUGUAGAUAUCCUGUGGAGUGAUCCCAUGGCUCAAGAGGGCUGCAAGGCCAACACUAUUCGAGGAGGAGGCUGUUAUUUUGGGCCUGAUGUGACACAACAGUUGCUACAAAAAUACAACCUGCAAUUCCUGAUCCGUUCACACGAAUGCAAACCUGAAGGCUAUGAAUUCUGUCACAACCGCAAGGUAUUAACGAUCUUUUCUGCCUCCAACUACUAUGAAGUUGGCAGCAACAGAGGGGCCUAUGUCAAACUGGGGCCAGCCCUGACCCCACAUAUCGUGCAGUAUCAAGCUAACAAGGUGACCCACACACUCACCAUGAGGCAAAGGAUUAGCAGAGUGGAGGAGUCGGCUCUGAGAGCUCUGAGGGAGAAGCUGUUUGCUCAUUCUUCGGAUCUUCUCAGUGAAUUUAAGAAGCAUGAUGCAGAUAAAGUCGGUUUAAUCACCUUGAGUGACUGGGCAGCAGCGGUGGAGUCUGUGUUGCAUCUAGGACUGCCAUGGCGGAUGCUGAGGCCACAGCUGGUGAACAGCUCAGCAGACAACAUGCUGGAGUACAGGUCUUGGCUGAAGAACUUGGCCAAGAAACAACUGAGUCGCGAGAACAUACAAUCAAGUUUGCUGGAAACAUUGUAUCGAAACCGAUCCAACCUAGAGACCAUUUUUAGGAUCAUAGACAGUGAUCAUUCAGGGUUCAUCUCACUGGACGAGUUCAGGCAGACCUGGAAGCUGUUCAGCUCUCAUAUGAAUAUCGACAUUACAGAUGACUGCAUCUGUGACCUUGCUCGGAGCAUUGAUUUCAACAAAGAUGGCCACAUCGAUAUCAAUGAGUUCCUGGAGGCCUUCCGCCUUGUGGAGAAAUCCUGCCCAGAGGGCGAUGCCUCAGAAUGCCCACAAGCUACAAAUGCUAAAGACAGUGGCUGCAGCAGUCCAGGUGCACACUAAGAACAGCCUGGUCUUCAUCACCCAAAGUGCCUCAUAGGCAAUGCUCAGCUUCUAGCUAGACUA